Magnolia sinica is the source of this 971-nucleotide messenger RNA. Its product is annotated as protein LURP-one-related 8-like. Bases 156 to 839 code for a protein of 227 amino acids. The transcript is spliced from 2 exons. The record is from RefSeq and is a predicted model, not a curated record. Lineage: Eukaryota; Viridiplantae; Streptophyta; Magnoliopsida; Magnoliales; Magnoliaceae.
UAUUCUAGACAAGAUAUCAUCAUAUGUUGUGUAUUGUCUUCUUUAUUUAUUUAUUUUCUAUGUUUCCACGUUCGGCUAUCAAUUGACUGUCUGUCUCAUAAGCAAAAAGCUAGGCGCUGGGGAAAAAAAGAAAGAAAGAAAGAUUGGUGCAGCAUAUGAACGUUGGGGAGAGAGAAGAUAAGAAGAUGGCCCUGAAAUCGGAUGAUAAGGAUGAGGAACGAGGGUUGAUUAGGCUAACAGUGUGGAGGAAAUCUCUAAUGUUCAGCUGCAAGGGUUUCACGGUGAUCGAUUCAAAGGGAAACUUGGUUUAUAGAGUGGAUAAUUACAUGGAGGGUCACAAGGAAGAAGUCAUCCUCAUGGAUGCAGCUGGCUAUACCAUACUCACCAUGCGACGCAAGAGAUUGAGCAUGCCAGAUAGUUGGCUUGUUUUUGAGGGCGAAGUGGUUGAAGAAGAAGAAGAAGAAGAUUUUACAAGUGGAUGGCCAAAGAAUAAAAAGAAAAAGGAAAAGAAGAAAAAGAAGAAAAGGCCAUUUUGCUAUGUAAGGAAGCAUGUAAAUCUGGUUCCAAAUUCAAAGUCAAAGGUUCUAGCUCAUGUGUUAUAUGAACCAUCUUGCAAGGAUAGAUUGAGUUAUGUAAUAGAAGGGUCAUACGAGAGGCGAUCAUGUAAAGUAGUAGAGAAAUCGAGGAGUAAGGUGGUCGCAGAGAUGAAGAGAAAGGAUGAUAUGAUAAAAGGCAUCUCUUUAUGGGAAGAUGUUUUCCUGUUGAUGGUAAUAGACCCUAAUUUCCACCCGGCCUUCGCCAUGGCCUUCGUUUUACUACUGGAUCAGAUGUUCUCUUGAUUAUAUUUUUCUUUCUUUUCUUUUUCUUUUUUUAUUUAAAAUAAAUAUUUGCUUCUACUUGUACGUACUGAUUGAUACUAGUGCAGCACAGGUGAGAAAUGGAAUGAAUAUAUAGUUACUAGUUUAAAGUCA